AGACAUAUUUCCUCCAUGAUUGCCAUAAUUAUGAAUGCUGAUGUGAUUCCUGUGACUGCAGUCUCUCCUCGUCCCUUUGUUGAAGAGUCACGGAAUCACGAGUACUCCACAUCACGCAGUGGCGAGCCUUAUAAAAGCUUUGCAGCCCAUGUUCACAACAACACUUCCAUCACCAUGAGGGCGACAGUGGCAGCUCUUCUCCUCUGUCUUGUGGUAUCAGCAUGCCGCAGCCAAGAGACUCCACCUGGCCCUCCUGGACCAACUGAAGGGCCACAACCAACUGGUCCACCAGGCCCACCAACUGGAGGUCCUGAUCCAACUGGUCAACCUACUGGAGGUCCUGAACCAACUGGCCCACCAGGCCCACCAACUGGAGGUCCUGAUCCAACAGGUCAACCUACUGGAGGUCCUGAACCAACUGGGCCACCUGGCCCACCAACUGGAGGUCCUGAACCAACAGGUCCACCUACUGGGGGUCCUCAACCAACUGGACCACCAGGCACCCCUACUGGAGGUCCUGAACCAACUGGAGGACCCCAGCCAACUGGUGAACCGCAGCCUACAGGACCACCAGGGCCACCCUCUGGAGGACUUUGGCUUUUUUGACUUGGUGGACUCUGAUGGUUGACAUUAUUGCAGCUGUUAAACAUCAAGAGAGUUCAAACUUGAUAUCUAGAAUUAACUGGAUAUGACUUUACUGAUGGAACUGUUCUGUGAAUAGCUUUGUAAAAUUUUUGUCAUUAAAUGAGCAUCUCAAAAUCUCCAUAAAUGUUUCCAUCUUCUGUAAACUGUAACGAAUAACCUAUUGGAUCGAAAACUGUAACUCCUUUGCAGGAUAAUGAGUUUGAGAUCAAAGUAAAGUUAACACAGGAGAAGUCUUAUAAUUCA
Molecule: messenger RNA, 888 nt
Organism: Schistocerca serialis cubense
Lineage: Eukaryota; Metazoa; Arthropoda; Insecta; Orthoptera; Acrididae
Product: proline-rich protein 2-like
Exons: 6
Coding region: 16-606 (196 amino acids)
Source: RefSeq, a predicted model, not a curated record